Molecule: messenger RNA, 2940 nt
Organism: Colletotrichum higginsianum IMI 349063
Lineage: Eukaryota; Fungi; Ascomycota; Sordariomycetes; Glomerellales; Glomerellaceae
Product: Fungal specific transcription factor
Exons: 3
Coding region: 1-2940 (979 amino acids)
Biological process (GO): DNA-templated transcription; regulation of DNA-templated transcription
Molecular function (GO): DNA-binding transcription factor activity, RNA polymerase II-specific; DNA binding; zinc ion binding
Source: RefSeq, a predicted model, not a curated record
AUGGACUCAGGUCACUAUUCUUCCGCUGCACGUCAUGCCGCUGCCGCCGCCGCCGCCGCCGCCGGGCCUGGUGGUGCCGUCUACUCGGCCCAUCCCAUUGACCACCACGCUCACGCCGCUUACCAUCACACUCACUCGCACUUACAGACACCCGCACACUCACCCCACGGUCAGCCACAGUAUUACCCGAUGAAUCCCUUGAGCCCCUCCGCACAAGGCCCCUCCAUGACGAGCCCGCGCGUCCUGCCCAACUCGGACUUCAUACCCGCUGGUCAAUCUCCUGGCUCGGCCACCUCGUCCGUGCCGCACGGCAGGCCUGCUCCGCCCGCCGGUCCUGUUUCCCCCGCUGCUUCGGUCUCGGGAGCUCCCAGUCCCUCCACCAAGCCCAUCAGAAGGCGCAUGCGCAUGAUCACAUCGUGCCUCGAGUGCCGCCGACGCAAGCUCAAGUGCAACAAGUCUCAACCAUGCGUCAACUGCAUGAAGUUCUCCCGCGACUGCGUCUACCUUAGCCCCAAGCUUGAUGAGGCAAGCCAAUUGCGCCUGACCGAGAUUAAGGAAAAGGUCGGCUCCCUCGAGCGCCAGUUGGAGCGCGAUGUCGCCAAAACCACGUCCCGUGCCGCCAUGCAGCAAGCUAUCCUCGCUGAUGAUGUUGAGGAUGACUUCGCCGAGGAGCGGGAUCUCGAGCCUACCGACAUGACGGCUCUGGAUGUGACAUACGAGGAGGACGCGGACGGAACCGACGAUCUCAUUGACCUGGGAGUCCAAGUUGGUCGUAUGCGAAUCACAGAACGGAUCGGCGGCCUGUCCAGGCCAAGGAUAGCCGAAGAGAUCUCGGCAGGUAUAUCUGGUCAGGGUGGUCCUGGCGGACCAUCUUCUGGUGGCGCCAUGGGCGGAAUGAUGGGUAUGAUGGGCGGUAGGGGCAUGGGCGGGGCCGGACGAGGCGGCCCGCCCCGUGGUGGGCCGCCACCUGGGUAUCCCGGUUACACCGGCCCACCACCCGGCAUGGAUUCCAUGUCCGUCAUCAGCGGAAGCUCCAACGACUCAAUCCCCGACUUUCUCAGACCAGGCGAAUCUUACAUCCCCCCCUCGAGCGGCUUUUUCUUCGGCCACACAUCCGAAGCCUUGUCGCUAGACAGGAGGCUACCCCAAAAGGAAGCGGCAGACCGUCUUACCCAGCAGUACUUCCAAGCGGUUCAUCCCGUCGCGCGGUGUGUUCAUCGGCCAUCAUUUGAAAACGAGUACCGGAAUUUCUGGGAUGAGGUAUACAAUAACAUUGAGCCUCGUGCCUCUACGCAGGCCAUCAUGUUUGCGGCCUGGUUCAGUGCUGCCGUCAGCAUGGACGAUGCAACGGUCAGAGAAUUAUUCGGCGUCACCAAGGCCAAUCUGAUUGAGCGGAUGAAGACCGAUACCGAAAGGGCGCUGGGCAAGGCCAAUUUUCUCCGUACGACGAGAGUCGAGACAAUGCAGGCUUUCAUCAUGUACAUGGUGAGAUUUGUGUCUCCCUUAAUGAUUCUGUCCAUUGCUGACUUUUUGACCAAGCUUCCCCUCUGCAGAGCUGAGGUUUCCCGAGCCCACUCCGUACUGGUAGGCGCUGCCGUGAGAAUGGCCGAGUGUAUGGGACUGCACAGAGAUGGAGAAACCUACGGACUAAACCCCUUGGACACCCACGUUCGGAGGCUCAUCUGGCAUCAAUUGUGCUUCCUUGACAUCCGCACCUGUGAAGCACAAGGUCCGAGACCGGCCAUCAGGAGAGAAGAUUACGACACGAAGCUUCCGCUCAAUUGCGAAGAGAACGAUCUUUACGCCGCCGGCCCGUCCCCUGAGCCAGCCGAGCAUUUUACAUCGACGUUGCCAUCUCUCAUUCGGUUUGAGUGCAACGAGAUGAUGAGAAUAAUCUGGCUGGACCGCCGCAGGCUCGAAAGUCGACGAACCACACUGACUGCUGUUCUCACAAAGAUUGAAAACUUCAGGCGACGCAUGGUUGAAAAGUACGACCACUUCCUCGAUGGUACGAUACCGAUCCAGCGAUACGCCAAGCUUGUGAUGAAUCUGCUUCUCUACCGGCUCCAUGCCAUGAUCCUUCAUCCCUACUAUGCGAACGCUGGUAGCCCCAUGACUCACAGACUGAACAACCUCUUGAUCACGUCAGGUAUAAUGAUCGUGGAGAUCUCCAUUCAGCUUGACACCGACCAAUUAUUCCACGAAUGGUCAUGGUACCUCGGUGCUUACCAGCAGUAUCAGAUUGCUCUGCUCCUGGCAACGGAAAUAUACUAUCGACCGCAGAACCAGGAAGCGCACCGUAUCUGGGCCUGCUUGGAUUACGUUUUCAAAACAGACCGAACUCUGCCACCCGAGAUCAAGGGACUGCAAAUACUGGGUGAAAUUAUGGGCAAGAUGCAGACGUACCAAGGCAUGCGCAAAAUGCGUGCGCCGACAGGCACGUCGCGGGCGGCGCCGAGCAGAAAUGCUGUCGGGGGCAAGAACGACAGCGCUGGCCUACAGCCGCCGCCUCAGCACUACAAUGCACAGGACGUGCAGAUGGGCUUCAAGACGGAGCCAGGCAUGAGCGGUGGCACUCAACAACAGCAGCAGCAGCAUUCCCCAAUGAGCGGCAUGGGAUCCCCCGGAAUGGCAUCGCCGAAUUCUCAGAUGGGCGGUCCGCCUCCGGGUAUCGUCUUCGCGGGCGUUUCCAACGGGGAGGCUAUAUGGAGCAUGCCGCCCGUGAAUGCCGACAGCCCGGAGAGUAUCAGCGACGGUGCCAGCAUCGGCGGACACAGGCCAUCGCAACCGGUGAACAUGAUGAACUCUCUCGAGGGUGUGGACUGGGACAUCAUCAACAACCUAUUCCCUCACGACCCCAACACUGGCGAACUCAACAUCUCUGGCUUCAACGACCCAUCUCUUGGGCUGAUGAACGGUUAUCACUGGGUGCAGAGAUGA